AUAUUCAUAGUAGUCCAUCGUUCUCUCUUAGGUAGGUAAUUAAAGAAAAAAUGGUGAAGUUGGCUUUUGGUAGCAUUGGUGACUCAUUCAGUCUUGAGUCCUUGAAGUGUUAUUUGGCUGAAUUUAUUGCUACUCUCCUUUUUGUUUUUGCUGGUGUUGGAUCUGCUAUCGCCUAUGAUAAGUUGACAAAGGAUGCAGCUCUAGACCCUGCAGGGCUGGUGGCUGUAGCCGUGGCUCAUGCCUUUGCCCUAUUUGUAGGGGUGUCCAUAGCUGCCAACAUCUCCGGUGGCCACUUGAACCCUGCCGUUACUCUUGGAUUGGCCGUGGGAGGUAACAUCACCAUCCUAACCGGCAUUUUCUAUUGGAUUGCCCAAUGCCUUGGCUCCAUUGUCGCCUGCUUUCUCCUCAAAUUUGUCACCAAUGGCUUGAGCAUUCCUACUCAUGGAGUUGCCUCAGGAAUGAAUGCCUUAGAGGGGGUGGUAAUGGAGAUUGUCAUAACCUUUGCCUUGGUCUACACCGUGUAUGCCACGGCUGCUGAUCCUAAGAAGGGGUCAAUAGGUAUAAUUGCACCAAUUGCAAUUGGGUUCAUCGUUGGAGCCAAUAUUCUGGCCGCCGGUCCGUUCAGUGGCGGUUCUAUGAACCCGGCUCGCUCCUUCGGCCCGGCCGUUGUCAGUGGGAACUUUGCCGACAACUGGAUCUAUUGGGUCGGACCACUGAUUGGAGGGGGGCUGGCUGGGCUAAUUUAUGGUGACGUUUUUAUUGGGUCUUAUGCCCCAGUCGCUGCUUCUGGAGAAUAUGUUUAAGAAUUCUCAAUUCUAUGUUUUGGGCUUUUGCGUUUGUCCAGUUUGAUUUCCUGCUUCUGGGUUUGAGCCUUUUUCUGGUUUAAAGAGCUGCCCGCACUUGUUAAUAAAAAAAUGUAAAUAAA
Rubroshorea leprosula is the source of this 925-nucleotide messenger RNA. The record is from the annotation of a GenBank genome assembly. NCBI's taxonomy places the organism in Eukaryota, Viridiplantae, Streptophyta, Magnoliopsida, Malvales, Dipterocarpaceae.